This is a messenger RNA of Thunnus maccoyii (southern bluefin tuna), 864 nucleotides long. RefSeq names its product caspase-1-like. The coding region runs from base 99 to 629 and encodes 176 amino acids. The transcript has 5 exons. The record is from RefSeq and is a predicted model, not a curated record. Gene Ontology annotation, biological process: proteolysis; regulation of apoptotic process. Gene Ontology annotation, molecular function: cysteine-type endopeptidase activity. NCBI's taxonomy places the organism in Eukaryota, Metazoa, Chordata, Actinopteri, Scombriformes, Scombridae.
GCUUAUUACGCACCCACCAGACUACAGGAAGCUGGGGAGUUUCCAUGCGCAAUUUGCAGACUUCAGUUUAAAUAAUCCAGUGAUCCAAGACUUGAGCGAUGGCAGACAAGGAGCUUUUCAAGAUGAGGAGUAAGUUUGUGGAGAACGUGAACAGAGAACUUAUUAAGCAGCUCCUGGAUGACCUUCUCAAGGAUGGCGUUGUGAAUCGCGGAGAGAAAAAUUCAAUACUUGAGGACAACACAAACACAGCAGACAUGGCACGCUGCCUCAUUGACACAGUGAUGGGGAAAGGAGAUGAAGCCAGCAGGAAGAUGAUUGCUCACCUUCAACACAGAGAUUCUAUGUUUUAUAAAAACCUGUCCUUGAAAUUUACCUUCAGCUAUUUGCCACCUUACCUUGUGACUGAAGAAUCCAUCAGGAGUCGUGUGGCCCUGCUAAUCACCAACAUAAAAUUUACUCAUUUAAACAACAGAAAUGGAGCAGAGAAAGACGAGCAGAAUAUGGAGAACCUGCUUAAAGGGUUGGGAUACGAGGUGGUGAAACACACAGACCUCACUGGAAAGGAGAUUGAUGAUGCUGUAAUUAAGUUCUCCAAGCGUGAAAACUUUCCUGGUGUACUGUAUAACUGAUACCGAUGAAUUAUUAUGAAUUACACACUGCUGUUUUUAUCUGUUUUAAUGGCUCCACCUGAAAUGAUACUUUUAGCAUUUGUUAUGGUGAUUUCAGUCUUUAAUAGAUUGUAAGGAAAGACAGAGAAUGGUUUGAUAUGUCUCUGAAUUAUCAUUUAUUCUUGUAUCAGUGUAUUUUGUCAUUUAAUCCAUGAUUUUCCUUUUUGUCUCCACCUAAACAAAAUAAAACAUUGAU